Molecule: messenger RNA, 354 nt
Organism: Hyaloscypha bicolor E
Lineage: Eukaryota; Fungi; Ascomycota; Leotiomycetes; Helotiales; Hyaloscyphaceae
Exons: 3
Coding region: 1-354 (117 amino acids)
Source: RefSeq, a predicted model, not a curated record
AUGGCUCCAAAGGGACCUUACAAAUUGUGUACAGUCAACACAGUUCCGGAACGAGCCAAGCGGGUGGUUGGUCGGCUCAUUGAAGAUGUAAAGGACACCUAUACCAUCACUCAUGUUGAGAAUGCUGAAAGGCUAGAGGAUGUAAAGUCGAUGUGUGAAAGGAACCAUCCAGAUAUUUUGUUUGCUGCAUCAAUGUGGACCCAGGAAGAGAGUGAUGAGAUCCAAAGAAUAGCGAGGGAAACGGUGCCUGGCAUCAAGACGAUGGCCAUUCCUCAGGGCCUCCAAGUCGAGAAGGGGCCCGACGGUGUCGUUGAGUUCUUGAAAGAAAGGUGGACAAGCUUGAUUGAAGUAUAG